This is a messenger RNA of Phragmites australis (common reed), 1689 nucleotides long. Its product is annotated as ATP synthase subunit gamma, mitochondrial-like. The record is from RefSeq and is a predicted model, not a curated record. Gene Ontology annotation, molecular function: proton-transporting ATP synthase activity, rotational mechanism. Lineage: Eukaryota; Viridiplantae; Streptophyta; Magnoliopsida; Poales; Poaceae. Bases 439 to 1422 code for a protein of 327 amino acids. The transcript has 9 exons. Gene Ontology annotation, biological process: proton motive force-driven ATP synthesis.
UCUCCCCCCCCCCCCUCCUCCAACUCCUCCCCCAAACCGAUCUGGCUCCGCUUCGAUCUGUUGUUUCUGAUGCGAGUAGUUCGGUCCGGCCUGUUUCUGAUCAGAAAUGAUCCUUGCGUUCGGAUGCGAGAUGCGUCUAGGGUGUAUACCUGGAAUUACCUACCGCGCAAAAUGUUCGGACCGAUUUGAAUGAGUUUGGUGCUGAACUGGUGAUAGUCUUGGAUGAUGGAUUAGGGUGGUUCUUUUUCACCUCGUUGGAGAGCUGAUUGUUUGGAAUCCGCUAUCUGGGUUCCAAAAAUCGGGGAAAUGCUAAUGCUGUCUAUCUAUAUGUCUUUUUAAGGCGAGCCGGUGGUUUCUUUGGAGUAUCACAUGGUUUGAUGAUGACUGCGCUGUGUUGUUUCUGGUUUUCUUUUGCUGAGGGUGUAAAAAUGUGGGUACAUGCAUGUCCUUACGGAAUGGGUGGCAAGAGAAAUGAGAGUUCUGGUGCUUUUUGAUCAAUUCAUGCGAGGGAUAAGAGUGUUGCUUUCGGCAAGGGAGAUUGCGCCCCAUGGUGCACGGUCCAUUUCAACACAAGUCGUUAGAAACCGCAUGAAGAGUGUGAAGAACAUUCAAAAGAUUACAAAAGCAAUGAAGAUGGUUGCAGCGUCAAAGCUUCGAGCUGUUCAAAUAAGAACAGAAAAUUCACGUGGUCUAUGGCAGCCAUUCACCGCUCUUCUUGGCGAUGCUCCUAGUGUUGAUGUCAAUAAAAAUGUUAUUGUUGCUAUCACAUCCGACAAGGGUCUCUGUGGUGGUAUCAACUCUACGUCAGUUAAAGUCAGCAAAGCACUCCACAAGUUAACUUCUGCUUUUAUGUAUUCAGGUCCAGAGAAAGAAAGCAAGUAUGUCAUACUAGGAGAGAAGGGUAAAGUCCAACUCAUUCGUGACUCAAGGAAGAGUAUUGAGAUGACAGUAUCUGAAUUGCAGAAGAACCCUAUCAACUACACACAGACUGCUGUGCUGGCUGAUGAUAUCUUGAAAAAUGUUGAAUUUGAUGCUCUGAGACUUGUUUUUAACAAGUUCCACUCCGUCAUAUCAUUUAAGCCGACAAUGACUACAAUAUUGUCACCUGAGGUCAUGGAGAAAGAGACAGAAUCUGGUGGAAAGGUUGGUGACCUUGAUUCAUAUGAAAUUGAAGGAGGUGAAACCAAAUCCGAAAUUCUACAGAAUCUUACUGAGUUCCAGUUUUCUUGUGUCCUGUAUAAUGCUGCUCUAGAGAAUGCAUGCAGUGAGCUUGGAGCUCGUAUGUCUGCCAUGGACAGCUCGAGCAGAAACGCGGGUGACAUGCUUGAUAGACUGACACUCACAUACAACAGGACACGUCAAGCUUCUAUCACUACAGAGCUCAUUGAGAUCAUUUCUGGUGCCUCAGCCCUUGAGGGAUAACGGUGAAACUUUUGUUGAACAUUGAUUUUUCUUCUUUGUCGCCGCUCCAACAAAAGCUACUUAUCAUCUGAAGCAGCCUUUUGUUUUUCUUUGCAAGCGCAUCCUGAUGCCAAGUUGCAAUAAUUAGCCCAAUUACGUGAUGGUGCUAUGCAGAUAUGCUUGUUCCAAUCAACCUUGUUUUAUCGAAAGACUGGCAUACUUUUACUGAAUGUUGAAUGGUCGUGCCCAUUUUGCAUAAAUGAUGAUUUGCUGAAACUCUAUUUUGCC